This is a messenger RNA of Camelina sativa (false flax), 3404 nucleotides long. The record is from RefSeq and is a predicted model, not a curated record. Lineage: Eukaryota; Viridiplantae; Streptophyta; Magnoliopsida; Brassicales; Brassicaceae.
UGAUUUCAACUAGAAGAAGCGAAAUUGGGAUUUGGGAAUAGCAACGUUUUGAUGGUGUCUUUGUAGCUGGAAAUUGCAAAGACACACUGAGUGAGAGAGAGAGAGAGGGAGAGAGUGAGAGAAGAUGGAGGAGAAACGGCGCGAUUCUGCUGGAACCCUAGCUUCUGGUGGUAGCACUGGAGAUACUCCGUCAUCUGAGCCGAUGCCGGCGACACGGCGCCGUGGAGGAGGUUUGAAAAGGAAAGCGAAUGCUCUUGGGGGUUCUAAUUUCUCAUCCUCUACGCCGUCUAAGAGGAUGUUGACGCGUGAGAAGGCGAUGCUUGCGUCUUUUUCUCCGGUGCAUAAUGGGCCUUUAACUAGAGCUCGUCAGGCUCCGAGUAAUUUGCUUUCGGCGGCGGAUGGGGUUAAGUCGGAGCUUUUGAAUGUUGCGGUGGGUACGGAUGGAGAUAAGCCUAAGGAGGAGGAAGAGCUUAAUAAGGCGAUCCGUGAGUGGGAGGCUUUGGAGGCUAAGAUCGAAGCUGAUUUCGAUGCUAUUAGAUCUCGUGACACUAAUGUUCAUGUCGUGCCUAAUCAUUGCGGUUGGUUUUCAUGGGAAAAAAUUCACCCGCUUGAGGAGCGUUCAUUACCCUCUUUCUUUAAUGGCAAGUUGGAAGGUCGCACUUCUGAGGUAUAUAUGGAAAUACGGAAUUGGAUCAUGAGGAAGUUUCAUUCCAAUCCGAACAUACAAAUAGAACUAAAAGACUUAACAGAACUCGAGGUUGGAGACUCGGAGGCAAAGCAAGAGGUGAUGGAAUUCUUGGACUACUGGGGCUUAAUCAAUUUCCACCCAUUUCCACCAGCAGAUACUGGUUCUACGGCUCCUGAUCAUGAUGAUUUAGAGGAUAAGGAGUCACUGCUUAACAGUUUAUAUCGAUUUCAAGCUGAUGAGGCUUGCCCUCCUAUUGUCCACAAGCCUCGUCUUACAGCACAAGCUACACCAUCAGGGUUGUUUCCAGAUCCGAUUGCUGCUGAGGAAUUGCUGAAACAAGAGGGUCCAGCAGUCGAAUAUCACUGCAAUUCUUGUUCAGCUGAUUGCUCUCGCAAGCGCUACCACUGCCCGAAACAGGCAGAUUUUGACUUAUGUACGGAAUGCUUUAACAGUGGCAAGUUCAGCUCAGAUAUGUCAUCUUCUGAUUUCAUACUAAUGGAGCCUGCUGAGGCCCCUGGCGUUGGUAGUGGGAAGUGGACUGAUCAAGAGACUCUUCUUCUCCUUGAAGCUUUAGAAAUCUUCAAGGAAAAUUGGAAUGAGAUUGCAGAGCAUGUUGCUACAAAAACAAAAGCUCAAUGUAUGCUUCAUUUUCUUCAAAUGCCAAUUGAGGAUGCAUUUCUUGAUCAAAUUGACCACAAAGAUCCAAGCACAAAAGACACGACAGAUUUAGCUGUGUCUAAAGAUGAUAAAUCUGUUCCAAAAGAUACACCUGAAGAGGCAGAGAAUAAGACACGUGUUGAUGAAGAUGAGACUAUGAAGGAAGUUCCAGAACCAGAAGUGGACAAUGAAGGAAAAGUCUCUCAGGAAUCUUCCAAACCUGAAGAAGAAACUAAUGAAGUGGAAGCAGACCAGAAAACACCCAAACUAGAAACCGUCACUGAUGAAAGAUGUAAGGAUGAGACUGACGAAAACAUUGCUCUGAAAGCUCUUGCUGAAGCUUUUGAAGAUGUUGGUUAUUCCUCCACACCUGAAGCCUCGUUUUCCUUUGCUGAUUUAGGAAACCCUGUCAUGGGACUGGUAAGUUUUUUUUUUUUUUUUNGAUUGGCAGGAUCUGAUGUUGCUACUGCGUCAGCCCGGGCUUCCAUAAAAUCUCUUCAGAGUAAUUCGGGACUGUUGCUUGCUACAAGACAUUGUUACAUUCUAGAAGAUCCACCAGACAACAAGAAGGAAUCAACUGAAUCUAAAAGUGCGGAUGCAGAGGAUAAUGAUGAAAAUGUCCAUAAAGAUGAGCAACCAGAAAAAAAAAACCAGAAAGCAGAAGACGUCUCCUUGAAUCCAGAUGAUAGGGAAAUGCCGGAUACUGACACAGGUAAAGAAAAUCAGAAUUCAGUCUCUGAAGAAAAGCAACCUGGCUCUCGAACUGAAAAUUCUACUACAAAACCAGAUGCCGUACAAGAAAAAAGAUCAAGUAAGCCAGUCACAACUGACACUUCAGAGAAACCAGCGGAUGUUAUGUGUCAAUCGCAGGACAAAUGUUCAGGGAAGGAGCUUCAAGAACCUUUGAAGGAUGGGAAUAAGCUUUGUAGUGAAAAUAAAGACGCCUCUCAAGCAACUGUCUCCCAGUCAGCGGCAGAUGAUGCUUCUCAGCCAGAAGCAUCAAAAGAUGUGGAGAUGAAAGAUACACUACAGUCAGAGAAGGAUCCUCAAGAUGUGGUCCAAACAGUAGGAGAGGAGGUUCAACAGGCUAUGGAGGAGGGUGCAAAGGAUGUUCUUAGUCCUCCAGACACGUCUGUUGUUCAGCAGCCCAUUGGAUCAGCUUCUGCAACGGAAAAUGGAACAGCUGGUGAAAGUCCAAAGAAAGAAGGAAAGAAAGAGAAGGAUGUUUGUGAAGGGACAAAAGACAAACAUAACAUCGAGAAGCUUAAGCGCGCAGCUAUCUCCGCUAUCUCAGCCGCAGCAGUAAAGGCAAAGAAUCUUGCAAAGCAAGAAGAAGAUCAUAUCAGACAACUUUCGGGAUCAUUGAUAGAGAAGCAGUUACAUAAACUAGAAGCAAAGCUAUCUAUCUUCAAUGAAGCUGAAAGCUUGACAAUGAGGGUAAGAGAGCAAUUAGAAAGGUCAAGGCAACGGCUAUAUCAUGAAAGGGCUCAGAUCAUAGCAGCUCGACUAGGUGUCCCACCUUCAAUGUCCUCAAAAGCAUCGUUACCAACAAACAGAAUCGCUGCAAAUUUUGCUAAUGUAGGUCCAAGGCCUCCCUUGGGCAUGUCAUUUCCCCGCCCACCAAUGCCAAGGCCCCCUCCAGGUUUCACUAUUCCUGGUUCUUUUGUAGCUGGUACAACAAUGGCCGGAAGCUCAGACCCAACUCCAGGUUCAGACAAUGUUUCUUCGGUUUAGUGGUCCUACAUCAUAGUGUUCAGAUUUGCGGGUAGCUCUUCUUGAUGUUCUGUUUCUAAGCCAAGGUACAUUAUCCCACCUUUUGCGGCUUCAACCUUUGAGCUUGGUUUAUUUUCUGGAGAUUUGUCGGACGUAUGUAGGAGACGGUGAUAUUAGUUAGGGGUUUUAGACCCAUCAAUUAAUGUUUAAUGUAACUGUCAAAUGAAGCUUUCGGAGAUAUGUGAAUGUGUUUAUGGUUACUUUGAACUUUAAUGAAUUGUAACGUUGAACAGAGAUAUAUGAUUCCGCAAAAGGUCGUGGGAAUGUUUUCUACGGAUUAUGGUUA